Culex quinquefasciatus (southern house mosquito) is the source of this 1597-nucleotide messenger RNA. RefSeq names its product myophilin (gene Chd64). The coding region runs from base 173 to 739 and encodes 188 amino acids. NCBI's taxonomy places the organism in Eukaryota, Metazoa, Arthropoda, Insecta, Diptera, Culicidae. Gene Ontology annotation, molecular function: protein binding. The transcript has 3 exons. The record is from RefSeq and is a predicted model, not a curated record.
UUUUUCUUCUAUUUUUAAAACUCAUGCCCGGCUCUCUUGAUUUCCAGCUCCAGCUCCAGUUCAGUUUAGUUCUUCAAGUGCCGUGCUCGCGUAAAGACGUAAAAGUUGCUUCUGUCUUAAAUCCCACUUUCCACUAAGUUUAAACAACAACAACACAAACCCAACUUCAAUCAUGUCGACCAACCGUGCCCCGAAAUCCGGAUUUGCCGCCGAAGCCCAGAGAAAGAUCAACUCCAAGUACAGCGAAGAGCUGGCCGCCGAGUGUUUGGAGUGGAUCAAGGAGGUCACCGGGGAGCCGAUCAACACGAGCGGCGAGAUGGACAACUUCUACGAGGUGCUCAAGGACGGCGUUCUGCUGUGCAACCUGUCGAACGCGAUCGAGACCGGCUCGGUCAAGAAGAUCAACACGAGCAAGAUGGCGUUCAAGUGCAUGGAGAACAUCUCGGCGUUCCUGGAGUGCGCGAAGAAGUUUGGCGUGCCGCCGCAGGAAACCUUCCAGACGGUGGACCUGUGGGAGCGCCAGAACCUCAACUCGGUGGUGAUCUGCCUGCAGUCGCUCGGUCGCAAGGCCGGCAAGUACGGCAAGCCGUCGAUUGGGCCGAAGGAGGCGGACAAGAACGAGCGCCAGUUCUCGGACGAGCAGCUGCGGGCCGGCCAAACCGUCAUCUCGCUGCAGUACGGAUCGAACAAGGGCGCGACCCAGAGCGGCAUCAACUUUGGCAACACUAGACAUAUGUAAAUGAUGAGAGAAAGCUUGGGUUUGUUUUAUAAUUUCCACGUUUUUUUUUAUCAUUUCUUGAACGCGGUGCGAGUUAGGACUUAAAAGUUUAAGAUGCCACACAAUCAUUCGAAAGUGUCAAAGACAACGAACAAAAAAAAGCGGGCAGCCAAGUCGAGCAGGAGAAGUGAAAACGUUCCAACUCUAGCAAGUUAAAUAUGGUAGUCUUCCUCCCUAUUAGCGAGAGGUUAAAUGAAACAAAAUUAGAGUGCUCUUAAAACACACAAACAAAACAAAUAAAUGUAGAACUAUUUAAACACCUUUGAUAGCGCCUUACAAACUUGUUACGAACAAUAUAAAUAUACAAUACAUUCCAGUAACUGAGAAUUCCACAAAACAAUAGAAGUUUCAUUCCCCAUUCCAAAACGGUAGCGUCAGUUAAAGAGUUAGAGUUGUACUAGAAGAGUUCUUCAAUAUCCACUAAACAAUAUUUAUGCCAAAUUUAAGCAAAAAGAAGGUGAAUAUUUUGGUGCCAUCAAGCGAGCAAAGAACAGAAUCAAAAACAGGAAAAAAGAAAUGACGUGAAAAGAUGGCCUUAGAGUAAUCGAACAAAUAAUAAAAAAAAGUUCUUAAAUUAUAUAUUUUUGAUAUCAGUAUUCGUUUGUUUUGCAGUCUCCCCCUCGUACCAAUUGGAUGCAUUUCGCUAAUUGAUAUUUGUAUUUUUUGCGUUGUGAACAGAGACCAUUAUCCGUACGCCACACGGUUUGCAAUGUUUUGUCUACCCCGGUUUUAUACUUGCUACCACUUUAUUAUGUGUUUUUUUAUUUCUUCUUUUUUUUGGAUAAGUUAUUAUUUAAAAAUAAAGAUUUAGAAGAGAAA